Molecule: messenger RNA, 1375 nt
Organism: Cucumis melo (muskmelon)
Lineage: Eukaryota; Viridiplantae; Streptophyta; Magnoliopsida; Cucurbitales; Cucurbitaceae
Exons: 11
Coding region: 106-1068 (320 amino acids)
Biological process (GO): intracellular protein transport
Cellular component (GO): endosome
Source: RefSeq, a predicted model, not a curated record
AAUUGGCAUUAAGUAGAGGGGUCAACUAGCAAACCCAUAUAAUAUUUUCCCUCGACCGAUCGUCGUCUUCACUUGGCGCUGCCGGUGUUAGCUUUCGGAGUUGCAAUGCCAGUAGUGGAGCUCAAGCUUUCUCGAACUAAUCGUAUCUACCGGCCUUGUGAACAUCUUCAAGGUCAAAUCAUCGUCAAUUCUCGUUCAUCGAUUUCCCAUUCUGGAAUUCGCCUCGCUCUCAAUGGAUCCGUCAAUUUGCAGGUUCGUGGAGGAUCUGCGGGUGUUAUUGAGUCGGUUUACGGUGUUAUCAAGCCUAUUUUGAUAGUGAAUAGGAGCAUUUUGGUUAGGCCAUCUGGAAAGCUUGCUUCAGGUACAAACGAGAUUCCAUUUUCCGUAAUUCUGAGACAGCCAAGUGAAAACUUGGGAAAAUUUUACGAGACUUUUCAUGGAACUGACAUUAACAUUCAGUAUUUAGUAACUGUAGAUAUAAGCAGAGGGUACCUACACAAGUCAUUAUCUGCCACGAUGGAGUUUAUAGUUGAAAGUGAUACAGCUGAUUUCCUUGAGCGGCCGCUGUCCUCUGAGAUGGUCAUCUUUUACAUCACUCAGGAUACACAAAGGCAUCCACUACUUCCUGAACUAAGAUCAGGUGGCUUUCGGGUUACCGGGAAAAUGUCGACUCUGUGUUCUCUUUCAGACCCCAUCACCGGCGAAUUAAUUGUUGAAACAUCUGCAGUCCCCAUUAAUUCAAUUGACAUUCACCUGUGUCGCGUCGAAUCUGUUAUUCUUGGAGAGAGAAUCAUAACUGAAACAUCUGUGAUCCAAACUACCCAAAUAGCAGACGGUGAUGUAUGUCGCAACAUUACUCUGCCUAUUUAUGUUAUACUACCCCGCCUUUUGACUUGCCCAACAGUCUUUGCUGGUCCAUUUUCAAUUGAAUUCAAAGUCUACAUCGUUAUAACCUUUCAAUCAGAGCUAUCAAAGUUACAUCCCAAGACUGAUCCAAGAACUCCAAGAUUAUGGCUUGCAAUUGAAUCUCUACCCAUGGAGCUUAUUCGAUGUCGGUCAGACGAUUAGAUCAACGAAUCCUUAUACCGUCAUUUGUGUCCUCUCUUGGAUGAUGUAAAUUUUGAAAAGCAAAUGGGUGUCAAAAAUCAUGCCCAAGCCAAGUGUAUGUACUCAUUUGUACUAAUGUUAUGGGAAUUUUUUUGUCCUGCAUAAAGUAUCGAACUCUCGAUUCCCACUAGAAAUUUGUCUUCAUUAAUAGGAGUAGACUCCGCACUAAAGUUAGCAACUUCUACUCUAUUUUAAAAACAUGUUGAUGUGUCAAACCAAACAAUAGAUGAAUGUAGCAUGGAAUAUAUAAUUUAUUUUUAGCCUUGUA